Erpetoichthys calabaricus (reedfish) is the source of this 4828-nucleotide messenger RNA. RefSeq names its product early endosome antigen 1 (gene eea1). Gene Ontology annotation, molecular function: metal ion binding; 1-phosphatidylinositol binding. The record is from RefSeq and is a predicted model, not a curated record. NCBI's taxonomy places the organism in Eukaryota, Metazoa, Chordata, Cladistia, Polypteriformes, Polypteridae. Gene Ontology annotation, cellular component: early endosome. Gene Ontology annotation, biological process: endocytosis. The transcript is spliced from 30 exons. The coding region runs from base 141 to 4415 and encodes 1424 amino acids.
GCCUCUUGCCUUGUGUGAGUCUUAGGGCUUGCCUGUGUUUUUACUGAGCGGUUUUGGUCAGGUGUUCCUGGGGGACUACAGAACGUUAAAAGUUUUUCUUUUGCUUUUUCAUUGGGUUUUCUUGGAGAUAUUCGCUCAACAUGCUCAGGCGGAUCUUGCAGCGGACUCCAGGAAAAGGUGGUUCCCAGAGCUCUGACAUUGACCAAACUGCUUCUGAUGUAAAUAAUGAGGAGUCAUCAGAGGGCUUCAUCUGUCCUUACUGUAUCUGUUCUUACCAAACUCCCAGUGAACUUUUUGACCAUUACGAGCAUGAGCAUGGAGAAGGAGGCACUAAGAAACAGGAGCAGCAAAAUUCUCUACAUGAUAUUGCCGGCUUCAUUUGUCCUCAGUGCAUGAAAUCUCAUGUUUCUGCAGAAGAAUUGUUCAGACACUAUGAAGCAUUUCACGGUACUGAUAAUCAGUCUGGUGUAGGAUCAGCCAACUUAUCCCUAGGAAGGGAUGAUUUAGGCCUCCGACAAGAAGUGCAAGACCUACAAGCCUCACUCAAGGAGGAGCGAUGGUUUUCUGGAGAGUUGAAAAAAGAACUGGAAAAAGUUCAAGGACAGCUGAAGCAAGCUCCACAAACUGAUGGAGUGACUUCUUCAACAGAGCUGCAGGCCUUAGAAUUUAGGUUGCAAGAAGCAGAAGCUGAGACAUUCAACAUUAAGCAGAUGAAAGAUUUAUUUGAGCAAAAAGCUGCACAGCUGGCAACUGAGAUUGUAGAUAUUAAAUCCAAAUAUGAUGAAGAGAAAAGUUUACGAGAGGCAUCUGAUCAACGGAUUAAAACUCUGUCUCAUGAGCUACAGCAGGAAAGAGCAGAGAAGGAGAAUCUCAAGACUGAGUUGCUUCAGAGACCUGGUGUUGAAGAUGUGGAUGUUUUAAAGAAAGAGCUAGUCCAGGUUCAGACAUUAAUGGAUAAAAUGACACGAGAAAGGGAAGAAGAAUCGGAGAGACUAAAAAAUGAGUUACAGAAUGAGUUAUCAAAGGGCCCUAAGGAAAUUGCUCUCUACACCAAAGAGCUGAACAAACUGCAAACAUCCCUAAAUGACUUAGAACAUGAAAAACAGAGUGCAUUAGAAAAAUUAGCAAAAAAGGAGCAACAGUACAAGGAUCUUGAAGAACAUCUAAAUGAAGAGUUAACAAGUAAAAAAAGCCUUCAGUCCAUUAUUCACCAAAAUGAGUUGAACAUCCGACAGUUGGAGGCUCACCUUGCAUCAGCAGAAGCCUCUACACAAAGACUACAAUCUGAGUUAAGUGAGAGGGGAGAAGUCAAACAGAGGUUAAAGGGGGAGCUUUCAGAGGUGGAGCUGAAGUACCAGCAGUUAAAAGCAGAGUUCAAGCAGCUUCAACAGCAGAAAGAAGAAAGGGAGCUCCAGUCACUGCAGCAGCAGAGUGAAAUCAAUCAGCUGCACGCUAAACUACUUGAGACUGAGCGCCAACUUGGGGAGGUUCAGGGUCGCCUUAAGGAACAGCGACAGCUGUCGGGAGAAAAACUGAAAGACAAAGAGCAAUUGGUGGCCGAUUUACAAUUGAAGCUUUCUCGUACUGAGGAGCAGCUAAAGGAAAAUACAGUAAAUUCUUCAGAGUUACAGCAUCAGUUAGAUAAAGCAAGGCAGCAGCAUCAGGAAUUACAGACUUUACAGCAAACUACAACGUCAAAAUUACGGGAAGCACAGAAUGAUCUGGAACAAGUGUUACGGCAAAUAGGUGAUAAGGAUCAGAAGAUUCAGAAUCUAGAAGCACUUCUUCAGAAAAGCAAGGACAAUAUUACUCAACUGGAAGCAGAAAGAGAUGAUCUUUGUGUUAAAAUUCAAGCAGGGGAGGGUGAGACAGCUGUACUGAAUCAGUUACAAGAAAAGAACCACACUCUCCAGGAGCAGGUCACCCAACUAACAGAUAAAUUAAAAAACCAGUCGGAGAGCCACAAACAAGCUCAGGAAAAUCUACACGAGCAGGUUCAAGAACAGAAGGCACUUCUCCGCACAUCUCAGGAUCGUUGUCUUACUUUGGAAUCUUCUGUCAGUGAGCUUAAUGGACAGCUUACAGAAUACAAAGAGAAAGUAACCCAACUUGAUUCACAGUUGAAGGCUAAGACUGAACUCCUCCUGUCAUCUGAAGCAUCUAAAGCUGCACAAAGAGCUGACUUACAGAAUCAUUUAGAAACUGCCCAACAUGCUUUACAGGAUAAACAGCAGGAGCUUGUUAAAACCAAAACUCAGUUAGAUGAGAUCAGUGCUAGACUUCAAGAUAAGCUGGAGUACAUCAGUCAACUGGAGAUCAGCCUCAAAGACCAUAAAGAAAAGUUGCUUAAUUCAGAGCAAAGAACUGAACAGCUAGAAGGAAAAAUUAAGAAAUUUGAAGCUGAUGUACAGAAAACACGGACAAACCUGGAACAGUGUCAACAGGAUCUGUCUAAGCAAAAACAGCUGUGUUUAGAAAGUGAGAAACAAGUGAAAGAACUUGGCAAAUUUCUUGAAGAAGAGAAGAUCAUGUCAACUAAUGCAAAAGCAGAUCAUCAAAAAGCUUCUGUGAAUCUUACAGAGGCUAAACAGAAACUUGCUUGCUUGGAGGAAGAGAAGCAAAGCCUGGAAAAGGAAAAAGAUAAUUUAAAGAAAGUACAUGAGGAUGUAGAAAACCAAUGUCAAACAUUAACAGCAAGUGUAGGACAAGCUCAAGAACGCAAUGUACUAUUGUCAAAAGAACUAGCAACAGUGAAGGAAAACCUCACAAAUACUACCCAGGCCCUGACAGAGUUGAAAUCACAACUUGAAAAAGAAAGACAACUUGGAAAAGCAGCUUUAAAGGAAAAGGAAAAAUCUCAUGAACAGUUUGCAAAAGACCUCCAAAAGAAGGCUGAAGCUACAGCUACAGAAGUCAUUGAACUUAAAAGUUCACUGGAACGGAAAGCAGAGAUGGAAAGAGAAUUAAAAUCACAAAUAGCAGGAAUUACUGCAGAACUGUCAAAGACUCAAGAUCAGAUGAAAGCAAAGGAGAAACAGGAGCAGCAACUGUAUGCAAAACUAAAAGAAUCUCAAGAGUCUGCUGUUCAAGAAAAGAAAAAAUUGGAAACACAGCUGUCUGUUAUGCAAAGCAAUGUGUCAGAAAAGACUGCAAUUGAAAAUAAAUUAAACAGUCAGUUGUUGACUGUAACUGAAGAUCUAAAAGCAGAAAAAGAGAAAUCAAGUGAAAUAGAGAGGCAUUUUGAAAGUGUCAAAGAAAGUCUAACAAAACUGCAAUCUGACUUGUAUGGAAAGGAAUCUGAGCUUUCCGCAACCAGGCAAGAUCUUAAGACUACUGAAGAAAAGCUGGUUUUGGCUCAGGAAGAACUGGUUACAAAUAGAACUCAACUUAGCAAUCUCAAUCAGCAAAUUGUUAUUUUAAAAGAAGAAAAAAACACCUUGGAGAAGGAUUUGAUAAUGAAGGAUGAGCAGAUCAAACAAAAUGAAAAGUCAUUGCAGGAUGAGCAGAAAGAAAAGGCUUUAAAGGAACAAGAGUUGAAGAAAGAAAUUGGUAAGGUUUUAGAACUAACUGAACUCAAAUCAAGACUUGAGAAAGACUUCAGCAAAAUUAGUGAGGAACUAAGGAAAAAGAAAGAACAUUCUGAAAAGGAGUUGAAUGACUUAACCAAAGCCAAACAGUUAUUAAUUGACCAGAAGUUUGAGAUACAGGGACAAGUAGACAACUUGAAGUCCACUCUUGAGCAAGAGAAAAAGAUUCGCCAAGCUGCAGAGGAAGCAUUUGUUAAAAAAGAAAAUGAUAUGAAAAAAGAGUUGGCCAUAAAAGAGAACAAACUGAGUACAGAAUUGAAGGCUAAAGAAGAGCAAAAGAAGCACCACGAGGAUGCAGAAGUGAAGCUAAAUAUGCAGAUAGCAGCACUGAAUGAGAACAUCGCUGUUUUAAAAAAGGACUGGCAGAGUAGCCAGAGAAGAGUUGGUGAGCUGGAAAAGCAGACAGACGAAUUGCGAGGAGAAAUUGCAGUUCUGGAAGCAACAGUGCAAAAUAACCAGGACGAGAGGAGGGUUUUGUUGGAAAGGUGUCUUAAAAGUGAAGGAGAAAUGGAAAAAGUUCAAAAUAAGAAUGCUGAAAUGAGAAGAAAACUGGAUGAUACAACUGCAGCAAUGCAGGAACUGGGGAGAGAGAACCAAACACUACAGAUAAAACAUACACAAGCGCUCACAAGGAAAUGGACAGAAGAUCACGAAGUACAAAAUUGCAUGUGUUGUGGAAAAGGUUUUUCAGUCACGAUAAGAAAGCACCACUGUAGACACUGCGGAAAUAUCUUCUGUGCUGAAUGUUCAGCCAAGAAUGCCUUAAUACCUUCAUCCAAGAAGCCUGUACGAGUCUGCAAUACCUGCUUUGAAGAGCUGCGAGGAUGAGAUUUAUGUCUAGACAGCAAAAAUAUUUUAUACAUGCACUUGUACAUAUUUUCAGUAAAAAAAAAAUACUUUAUUUCAACAAUUAUUGUUUUAAAAAAAUUGACAAAGGGAAACGGGGACUCGUUUGAUUGUUUUUCAUUCUUCUUGAUCGCCUGGCCUUUAUGAUUUUAGAGUGGUAGAAAGAAAAGGCCAUUUGAUUAAAUUGCUAAAUCAGAAGGCAGACAGUUCUAAUGGGCUCAUUCCACCUCCCUGGGACAGUGCACAGUGAGGCCAAGCAGCCUUUUAAUCCAAAAGGGAGGAAUACAUUCAAAUAAUGGGACUCGUUGGUCAAGAUGAUUUCUUUACAGAAUGGUUCAUUUCAGGCGGUGCACCUCCCAGGGUGAAGCCCAGCUUAUGGAAUUCAUUUUUUUUUU